Molecule: messenger RNA, 1487 nt
Organism: Harmonia axyridis
Lineage: Eukaryota; Metazoa; Arthropoda; Insecta; Coleoptera; Coccinellidae
Product: ultraviolet-B receptor UVR8
Exons: 2
Coding region: 291-1385 (364 amino acids)
Source: RefSeq, a predicted model, not a curated record
UGACUUAUACAUCUAUGGCUUAUGUCUUUGUGAUAAAAGAUUUAAUUCGCCAAUAAAAAGUCUGCUUUCCAUAGAGAGUAGACUUACCGAUUCCAGUGAAAUCAAUUUUGCGUUGAAUUUUUAGUACAUCCAUUGUAAUUUAUUAAUGGAAAAUAAAUAAGAUUGUUGAAAGUACCAUAUGGAAAAUAGGAAAGAAGCAUAUUUGACAUACCUUGAGUAACCUUACUUUUUCCAUAGACGCUAAUCUUAUUUGUGCAAACUUUCUCGAAAUAAUAAAAAAUAUCGUCAAAAUGCCGUUAUUAUGCUGGGGUUCUAAUGGUUAUGGUCAGCUGGGGUUGGGAUAUAAGUCAGAUGAAGAAAUAACUCCCAAAGAGGUCCAAUUGGCAGGCACAGAUCUCAAAGCUGAUGAAAUAAUAUCCAUUGCUGGAGGGGCUGGACAUACACUCAUCUUGAAUGACAAAGGGCAAGUGUUUUGCUGCGGUUGGAAUAAAAUGGGUCAGUUAGCUUUAUCUGAGGACGCCACUAAAUUCUCACAAAUUGAUAUACUCAAAGGUUUCAAAAUCGUUCAUAUUUCUUGCGGCUGGGAUUUCAGUGCUGCAAUAUCUGAAUGUGGUAAACAAUUUGUCUGGGGUAACAAUAGCUUCACCCAACUAGGUUUAUCGAAGAGCAUAACUUCAACAGGCAUUCCGUCAAGACUGCAAAUAUCCCAGAAACUCGCUACCGGUUACAAAAAAGUAAGCUGCGGUUUACGGCACUCGGCAAUCAUAACUAGAGAUAGUGAACUUUUAGUGGCGGGUACUGGUAAAAAAGGUCAAUUAGGAUUAGGUGAUAAGUAUGACGAUAAUAGCUAUCUGAGCAUAUCCAAAGUUCCUGAUUUGUACGAUAUUAUAAGUGUUGCUAGUGGUGAAAACCAUACUGUUUGCUUAAGGGAAGAUGGAACUGUAUUUGCAUGGGGAGAUAAUAAGUUCGGUCAGUUAGGUUUAGAUCCUACCAUUGAUACAAGUUACGUGCCAGUUGAAACGCUUGAGGAUAAAAGUUUGAAAGAAGUUCAUGCUGGUUGGACUCACACAGCUGUUCUAACCAAAACUGGGGAAAUUAUCAAUUGGGGACGGAAUUGUUACGGACAACUAGGGUCUCGUAGGGAGUUUUCUUACAAACCUGAAAAGAUUCCAAAUUUUUCGGGAGUAGAACAUUACAGUGUGGGCUCGGAGCAUAAUUUGGCUUUGAAUAAAGAAGGGAAACUAUUCGCUUGGGGUUGGAAUGAACAUGGUAGUUGCGGAACAGGGGAUAAGAAAAAUGUCUUGAAACCCACCCAAAUAUUGUCUAAUUUGAAAAUAAAAUUAGCUUUUGCUUGUACAGGUAGUUCAUUCGCAGUAGUAGAAUAGUAAAAUAUUUUUCACUCAUUGAAUUUUCUUGUUCUUAAGUAUUUUUAUAAAGAAAAUUGAAUUGAAUGUAUUCUGUAUUUUUAUAUUAAAAUGUGUUGCAUG